Polyodon spathula (Mississippi paddlefish) is the source of this 3315-nucleotide messenger RNA. Its product is annotated as myoD family inhibitor-like. The record is from RefSeq and is a predicted model, not a curated record. Bases 545 to 1288 code for a protein of 247 amino acids. The transcript has 5 exons. NCBI's taxonomy places the organism in Eukaryota, Metazoa, Chordata, Actinopteri, Acipenseriformes, Polyodontidae.
CCUGUUGAAGACACUCUUGACUUGAGGCAGUCUCGCAGAGAGUCUACGGCGAGAGAGAGAGAGAGACUCGGGAGUGAGAAAGUAAGGAAAAGACGACAAGCUACUGAUAAAAUAACUUUCCCAAGCAAAGUGAAGACGGAGGCAGACGAGACAAGGUCAUCGAACCAACAUAAUUAAACGGGGACUGUCAUUCUUUAAGAAAGAAGAAUAGACUUGAACAAAAGUCCUCACAAGAACUUAAAAGACAACUGCGCGAGUGAGAAAAAGUCAACUUUGAACAGAAUUACAAAAACCUAGCAGUGUUUAUUUUGAGGGGGGGAAAUAGUUCAGAGAUCAUUAACAAAACCCUACAAAAGUGUACUGCAUCGAUUUUACAAUCCUAAAUCACUAGAAAGUCAGAGAAACAGAAGGAGGGAGGUUUAAAUAUAAAGUACAAUACUAUUAGGAGAGCGCAUAACAAAAAAAUAAUAAUAAUAACUACAACACGUAGAAUGAAAUUGGUACAAUAUCACUGAAGAUUCUAACUGCAUCAGCUUGCUGACAGAUGUCUCAGGUGAGAAGUGAUCCUUCAAGCUUGCCUAAUUCGUCCAAUGAGGACCCUGGUGUGGUGCCGAACAAAGCCAGGCCACAGUGCGCAGAGGAAGACGAGAAAGCUGCCCAAACAGACAAUCAAGAAACUCACAAAGUUGUAGAGAAUGGAAACAAUAAUAAUAAUCUACUAGACGCUGGGACCCCUGACCAAACUGUAACAUGUCAACCUCAAGCACGUCCUACGCCGUGUAACACCACACUGGAAAGCCCGUCGGAAAACGAGGCCUUCUUGCAGAACGGGAUGAAGAACCUUACCCGGAAGAAUGGUGUGAAGAAUGGGAGCGUCAGCGCUGGCCAGACCCCCAGGGUCAUCUCACAGGGGGGCUCUCAGAAAACGCACCAGAAGCUGCAGUCCAAAAGUUCAAUCAGCAGCCAGAACAGCAAGAAAAGCCGGAGCAGCUCCAAGUCUGCAACGUCUCGGCUCCCUGCGGAGUCACAGGAUGACUGCUGUGUCCACUGUAUCCUGGCCUGCCUGUUCUGUGAGUUCCUCACGCUGUGCAAUGUCAUGCUCGACUGUGCUACCUGUGGGUCCUGCUCCUCGGACGACUCGUGCUUCUGCUGCUGCUGUGUGUCGGAGGAGUGCGGCGACUGCGACCUGCCCUGCGAUAUGGACUGCGGCCUCAUCGACGCCUGCUGCGAGUCAGCAGACUGCCUGGAGAUCUGCAUGGAGUGCUGUGGGCUCUGCUUCUCCUCAUGAAGAGCCUGCAGAUCACUGCACUGGGACCGCGGCACGAGCCGCAGAUCAGGAGAGCUCUCAAAUGGAACGGUGCCUCAAAUACAGUAUGGCGUGUGUAUGCACAGUAUGUACAUGCUAGGGUAUAUGUUGUGAUUUAUGAUUCAUGCAGAAUGGCCCUCAUGUGACCUGCAGGAAAGGGCCACUAUAAUAUGAGUUCAUAUUGCCUAAGGUUAAAUAGAUGACAUGUGGGUAUUUGCAUAUGUGCAUAUUGGUGUUCCACAUGGGCUUAGUGGCGAUUCUAGUACAGGUGCGUUUUUGUACCUGCACACAGACUUAUAUUUUAAAUUUAAUUUUAUUCUUUAAAAGAAAAACUUAAAAAAUGCUGCAAUAAUUGUUUGAUGUAGUAGUCAACCAAUCUUUCAAGACUGGAAAAAAGUUAAUCCUUUAAAAAACAAUUGCAUCGAUGUUUGUGUUUUUAAUCAAGUCAAAGGAUGUAUGACUGUUCUGAAUACAAAUAUAUUCAAAUUAUUGGUUGAGUGGAGGAAGGGGCAGGGUGUUGCUCAAGCAAGUACUCUUGAAUUGUUGUCAAGUAGACGUUGGUCUUAUCUUGUCAUUCCUUGGCUUAAAUGAUACAGUAAGAAAACUAAUUGUAUUGCAUAUGGGUUUACCUUGUUGUGUGGAGUUAUUUAUCUUUCCUAGACCAAGUCUGUAGUGCUCAAUAACUUACUGUAACCAUGGCUUAACCUUGCUUAAGUGUCGCAUCAGUAAAGCACAGUAAGCCUUAUUACUGUGCACAGCUCAGUGGUACUGUAGGUGUGUUACAGCAGAACUACUGCAUGCUUUUUCCAUUGACCAUCCGUGACUCAUCCUAGCUGUUUUAAUAGGGUAUUUAUUUACAACCAAUAUGAGUCAUUUGGGUUCGGGGCUAGCUAGGUCUUUUAUCAUGUGACUUUAGCAGACACAGGCAUAAACUGUUUUAUUUGGGAAACAACUUUGUGAAUAGGAUAGCAAUGUAGGUAUGCUCAACAGUGUUUAUUAUUAUUAUUAUUAUUAUUAUUAUUAUUAUAUUAUUAUUAUUAUUAUUAUUAUUAUUAUUAUUAUUAUUAUUAUAUUUCUAGAUAUAGAUCCAUGCAAAAUGGUUUAAUUUAGCAGAACAGUGCUUCUAACAAAACCCUCCAUAUAAUAUUCUCCUCCUCCUCCUCCUCCUCCUCCUCCUACUCUACUACUACUACUACUACUACUAAUAAUAAUAAUAAUAAUAAUAAUAAUAAUAUAUUCUUCAUAGUCUAACAAUAAUUACGAUCAAGGACCACACAUGUUACAAGAAAACAGAAUGACUGAAUGUGUUAUUAACAGAGUAUAUGUAUGUUAUCAUUUUGCUACUAAAAUGCAAAGCCAAUGUGCAUAUGUAUUUAAUGAAGUGUGUUCUUCUUAUAUUGUUAUUCGAGUUAGAAUCUUUAGGGGGGCUCAUUCUGUAGAUUUGUGUUGUAUAGAUUUAGGCUUAAAGUAUUGCUUUCUCAAGAUGUAAAUUGAAGCUACAAAAUGAACAUGUUGCAUCCUGUUGUAUAGGCACCUUAAUUCGUGUUUGUUAUAGCUUACUCUAUAUUAAAACAAAUAUGGUGAGAUUAACUUUUUUUUUCUUUCUUUGAAGCAUCAUGUAAAUAUCCAAGGAGAGGCUCAUCAAAUCCUCUCCAUAGAGCCACAUGCUUUUAAUGAAAAUUAAUUAAUUUUUUGGUUUAUGUGAUUGACAUUCUCUUUGUAGAUAUCUGUCUUAAUUGCCAUUUAAAUUACAGGAUCAUUAUGGGUGUGAAAUGACUGUGAUUAACUACUGCUGUAAACAGCAUGAACACCUCAUUAGAGUGCAUUCCUUGCUUGUGGGGGCUUGUUUAAACUUGAGGGAAGUGUGUAACGCCAUUGCACCGCGUUCAGAGUGAGGCGUUUCUGGUUCUUAACAUUAUUAAGAAGAUGGGAGCGCUUCUAGUAAACCUUAUUGCCUUGUCAUCCAGCUACACGUGGUAUAAAUAAAAAAAAAAAUCUUUAUUUUCAAA